AUGGCCUCAGAUCAACCAAUCUCCACAGUUUAUGUACACAACCUCGAAGAAAGAGUCAAGAUUCAACCCUUAACAGAAUCUUUGAAGACCAUCUUUUCCGAGUUUGGCGAUAUUGUCGAUAUUGUGGCGAAAAAAAACCUCAAAGCCAAGGGGCAAGCGUUCAUAGUAUUUAGCGAUCCCGACAGUGCAAGAGAUGCAAUCGAAGAACUACAAGGAUUUCAGCUUUUCGACAAGCCAAUGAAACUAUCCCUUGCCAAAACACGAAGUGACAAAUCGAUAGAGAUGAACUGUUCAUUGGAUGAGUUCGAAGCCCACAAGAGAAAUCGCUUAUCAGAAAAAGAAAAACGUUUGGCCCUAGAGGCAGCCGAUAGUGAACGACAACCUAAAAGAGGUGCUGGUUCUACCGCAGACAGCAGGCCGAGCAAGCUCUCCAGGCCAUCAGGACUGAAGUCGACAGGACCCGCAACUUCCCAGGUAAUACCGGAUGAAUACUUACCACCUAACAAAAUCCUAUUCUUGCAAAAUAUUCCAGAGGAAUAUGAUGUCGACGCGCUAGGCGCGAUAUUUGGCAGGUUCGAGGGAUUUCGUGAAAUUAGACUCGUUCCUGGGCGUCGUGGUAUCGCUUUUGUGGAAUACGAGGCUGAGCAAGGCGCAAUUGAUGCAAAGGAGAACACAUCUGGAAUGAAGCUAGGAGAUACUGCGAUCAAAGUCACUUAUCAAAGACAGUAA
Molecule: messenger RNA, 729 nt
Organism: Metarhizium brunneum ARSEF 3297
Lineage: Eukaryota; Fungi; Ascomycota; Sordariomycetes; Hypocreales; Clavicipitaceae
Gene: usp102
Product: U1 small nuclear ribonucleoprotein usp102
Biological process (GO): mRNA splicing, via spliceosome
Cellular component (GO): U1 snRNP
Molecular function (GO): U1 snRNA binding
Source: RefSeq, a predicted model, not a curated record